GCAAGUGGCAAACUCUUUCUGUAUUGACGCUUGAUGCGCUGCCCUGUGCGUAAGUAGUCCCAAGUGUGAGUGCGAUGCUACACGUCAUAUAUCUAUGGACAGUGGGUGCUCAUCUACCGCCAUGAAUCCCGAUGCCGGGGGACCUGCCUAUCUGGUCGACCACCGGCUCAGGCGUCAGGCGUUCAAAGCAUACCAAUCUAGGCCAGCACAUUUGAAUUCUAUAACCUAAAUGUGCGAUCUCAAUGUUGCCGAGCGGGAGGGCGGAGUGGGAGCCAAAUGUACAUAUGUAUUCGGCCGCGAAGAACACCGAGUCGCCCCUGCCCGGGGCCGGGUGGUUGUCGUCAUGAGCUCUGGACGGAUGGGGAAGGAUCGCCACCGUUCCUUCCUAGCUUACGCAAGAGAUCCGCGAUGUGCCUGUGGAAAGUCGCCGGACAACAUCUCGAAUUGUCAGGCGUCAUUACGCAGCGUAGAAGCUCUGUGCUUUCUUUCGAAGCUCGAGUGGGUGGUUGCUUUAUCCACUGCGCCAGACCAAAGCAGAUUGGAUCUCUGUGCUGCAGGCGAUUCCUCGAGCAUGCACACGCAAUCAGAGAACCUGGAGAACAAUUCGCGGGAAGACCUUGUGCAGAGAAGCACCUGGACCGCGCCAAGCGCGUCGGGAUUCGUGGGUCCACUAGCCAUAACCGUUGCGGGCGCAAAGGUUAUGCAAGCGACACAAAGUCGCGCCGCAUGGUGUUGGUAUCAGAGUCAGGCGGCCCGGGCUUCGGACUGCAGCGUUGCGGAAACGCGCCCGCAUCCUAACCAAUUACGAUGGAAGCUUUCCGGUUUCUUACUGGUCAAAGUGGAGCCGCCCAAUGCCUCCUUUCAAACGUUAGGCUCUCGGGGAGGACGUGAGGCUGCAUUCUAUCGCGGCGGAUGCUUUGGUUCCAUAUCGGCAAUCACAAUCCAGACAACAAUUGGCCGAGUGGCAGCUGUCACACUUGAAUUAGAUCGCUCUCGUCGGAUCGUUAUCUGGGCAACAGCCAGUGGUCCUAACCCUCCCCCACAGGGCCAAAGAGACUGA
Laetiporus sulphureus 93-53 is the source of this 1060-nucleotide messenger RNA. RefSeq lists its product as uncharacterized. The transcript is spliced from 5 exons. The record is from RefSeq and is a predicted model, not a curated record. The coding region runs from base 230 to 1060 and encodes 276 amino acids. Lineage: Eukaryota; Fungi; Basidiomycota; Agaricomycetes; Polyporales; Laetiporaceae.